AUGUCUAGCGGUCAGUUGAACUCCUCGAUGAAGAAUGAUCUAACUCUGAAGAUGAUAAUUGAUAAAGUUAAUCUGAUUUUAAACAAAAUUCCGUCUCUACUCCUGUACCCUGCUCUUCCCUACAUUCUGUGUCCCAUCAGGGCCUUACGUGUCGGCGACGAUGAGAACUCUGUGUUUGAAGACGGUUUUCUAAACAACAACAAUGCUCUUUGCUCAGAUAAUAUUGUUGUGAAAUCAGCCAAGGAGAACCAGGUAUCAAGUUCUCCAGCCUCCGCCUUUCAAUCAACUAAUGAUCAUGAAGCACAAUACCCUGCUGUUACUACUCUCCCCUUGUCCCAAAUAUCGUCCAUCUGGGCAAUUAAAGAUGUAUCCCGAAACUAUCAAGAUGUUCAUCAAAGUCAAUUCUUUCCUUUCAAUCCCAACUCCUACCCUGUUCCCUGUUCAAACUCCAACCCUACUCUCUUUUCAAAUUCCUACCCUGCUCCCUGUUCAAACUCCAACCCCGCUCCCUAUUUUUACGCCAACCCUGCUCCAUAUUCCGAUUCCAACCCCGCUCACUAUUCCAAUUCCAACCCUUCUACUACCUAUUCCAACUCCAACUCUAACUUUACUCCCUAUUCCAUUUCCAACUGUGCUCCCCAUUCUAACUCCAACUGUGCUCCCCUAUCUAAUUCCAACCUAGCUUCCAAUUCCAACUCUAUCCUUGCUCCCUAUUCCAACUUCAACUCUGCUCCCCAUUCUAACUGCAACUUUGCUUCCUAUUCCAACUCCAACCCUGCUUCUU
Eurytemora carolleeae is the source of this 784-nucleotide messenger RNA. RefSeq lists its product as uncharacterized. NCBI's taxonomy places the organism in Eukaryota, Metazoa, Arthropoda, Copepoda, Calanoida, Temoridae. The record is from RefSeq and is a predicted model, not a curated record.